CUGCCAAGUUUCCCCGCACAGUUCAGGAAUUUUUAAACGGGGCUUUAGAGCUUUUUCAGAAGUCUCCCCCUUUUCCCUCUCAAAGCCCGGAUUGGCCACAGUGCGGCUCAUUUGCAUGCCUCCCCAUAUAAACCCUCCUGCAGACACUGCAGCCCUUCUUGCGCUGAGAGCAGCACAACUCCAGAACAGAGAGCUGAGCGCAUAUACAGUGCGCAACCAAAGACAAAUGGAAUAUUUAUGAAAGGGUUUAUACUAACAAAGAGUCGACAGUUGCGUUGUUUUGACCUUAAAUUGGACUCACUACGGACACUUUGCUGAAUUUCACAUUAUUUUCGGAGUGAAGCUCUCAAGAUGGGAGGAAUAGGGUGGAACGGGCUGCUGGUGCUCGUGUGCGUCUCUUUGACAAGCAUCUCUGCUGUCACACAAGGAAAAACGAUUAAAUAUCAGACAUUUGAGGAAGACGCGCCGGGGACAGUGAUUGGAAACUUGGCCAAGGACAUCUCCUCCUCUCCCUCCUUGUCGGGAGGCUCCAGGAACAAUUUCAGGAUGAUGAAACAGUUCAACUCCUCUUUCAUCCGUCUGAGGGAGAGCGACGGGCAGCUGACCAUAGGAGAGAGGAUAGACCGGGAGCGGAUCUGCAAACACACCCUGCACUGCCUCAUCGCUUUCGACGUGGUCACCUUCUCCAAAGAGCAGUUCAAACUCAUCCAUGUCGAGGUGGAGGUCAAGGACAUCAACGACAACUCCCCCGAGUUCCCACGGAAAGAGUCGAGUCUGGAGAUCUCCGAGAACACAGCGGUGGGCACGCGGAUCCCACUGGACUUUGCCGUGGAUGAGGACGUUGGUGUGAACUACAUCCAAAGCUACCAGAUCUCCGUUAAUAGUCACUUUUCAAUCGACGUGCUCAGCAGAGCCGACGGGGUUAAAUAUGCGGAGCUGGUGCUUAUGAAGGAACUGGACCGGGAGACGCAGUCGUCUUACGCGCUGGAGCUUGUGGCCAUGGACGGAGGGAACCCGUCCCGCACCGGAACCACGCGCAUCAACAUCAAGGUGAAAGACUACAACGACAACAGCCCGGUGUUUGACAGGAGCAGCUUCUCCGUGGACUUGCCCGAGGACGCGCCCGUGGGCUCGCUCCUACUGGACCUGAACGCUGAGGACCCGGACGAGGGUCUGAACGGUGAGGUGGUGUACGGGUUCGGUCACCAGGUCCCCCAAGAAAUACGACAACUCUUCAGAGUUGACAGGAAGACGGGGCGGCUCACUCUGGAGAGCCCGAUUGACUUUGAAAGUAAGAAGACGUACGAGUUUGACGUCCAGGCCACCGAUCUGGGUCCGAACCCGAGCCCGGCAAUCUGUAAAAUAGUAGUGCAGGUGCAGGACGUGAACGACAACGCACCGGAGAUCUCCAUCACCCCCAUGACGUCCAUCACGGCGGGGAUAGCGUACAUCACUGAGGCUGCAGCCAGAGAGAGUUUCGUGGCGCUGGUCAGCACCUCGGACAGAGACUCUGGCGCAAACGGACAGGUGCACUGCACACUGUACGGACACGACCACUUCAAACUGCAGCAGGCAUACGAGGACAGCUUCAUGAUCGUGAGCACCAGCCCCUUAGACCGGGAGAAGAUCCCCGAAUAUAACUUGACAGUGGUGGCGGAAGAUCUGGGCUCCCCGCCCUUCAGGACCAUCACUCAGUACACCAUCAGACUGACGGACGAGAACGACAACGCGCCGGUGUUCAGUAAACCGGUGUAUGAGGUGGCGGUGGUGGAGAACAACGCUCCAGGUGCGUACAUCACCACGGUAGUGGCGCGGGACAUGGACAUGGGGUCAAACGGGAAGGUCAGCUACAAAUUGGCGGACACCUACUUAAUGGGCUCCCCCAUCUCCACCUUUGUGUCCCUGGACCCGGCCAGCGGCUCACUGUACGCGCUCCGCAGCUUCAACUAUGAGGUGAUGAAGCAGCUGGAGCUGCGCAUCACGGCCAGUGACGGCGGCUCCCCGCCUCUGUCCGGCAGCGCUAACGUCUAUGUGAGGAUAGUGGACCAGAACGAUAACGCACCCGCCAUCACUCACCCGCCUCUCUAUAACGGCUCCGCUGAGGUCCUGCUGCCCCGGGACGCACCGACCGGCUACGUCAUUACGCGGGUGGAGGCGCGCGACGCGGACGAGGGCGUGAACUCGGAUCUUUCCUUUGGUUUAGCCACCGGUGAACCCUACGUGCUCUCAGUAAACAAAGCCACCGGGGAAAUCUACCUGAACCAGGUUCUCAAUCACGACGUGGACGAGACCCUGACUGUGACUGUGACAGUGAGUGACAACGGGAGACCCGCUCUCACCUCCACGGCCACGCUCCACUUCCUCGUCGUGGCGGGCGCCCCGCUGAGCGACAGGACAGUGUACCAGUCACCAGGCGGGGGUGACGAGGUGCACGCGCAGUGGGACCUGUCCGUGGUCAUUAUUGUCGUCCUCGCGGGCAGCUGCACGCUCCUGCUGCUCGCCAUCAUACUCAUCGCCACCACCUGCAACCGGCGCAAGCACGACAAAGGUGGAGAAGACAGCGACUCAUACGGGGAGAAGGGCACACUGGAGCGUGGCAGCAGGAGUCACGUGGCGGACAACCCACUAAUCCCUCUCCACGGGGCCGCGGCAGGGACAGCAUUUGAUGGUCACUCUUACGGCAGCCAGUCCGGGGGCUUCACCUCAGCUCACCCCGGGAGCAGUGACCUGUGCUCGGCGUCAGAGGACGGCAGCGAGGUGCCAUGUGUGUACGACUCUGACAGCAACAACAAGCAGCGUGGGAAUAAACACGAGGGAUACUCUACUCUGCCCGGUUAUGGGAAUGGAAAGGAGGCAGUGAGACCCAUCACCAUCUGGAAGGGAAACUCAUACACCACAAUCUCUGCCAGAGACCCGGCCUUUAGUGGCAAAGACAGCGGGAAGGGGGACAGCGACUUCAAUGACAGCGACAGUGACGUCAGUGGAGACGCUGGACUGAAGAGAGACGGCACUGUGGUUCCUCCCAUGGGUGGCCAAAAUGCUCUGUGGGCUUGCACCAGUGAAUGCAAGGUCCUGGGUCACUCAGACCGCUGCUGGAGUCCCUCAGCAGUGAGAGCCAACGUGGCCCCUUCUCCGGCCCCGACCCUCUCCUCCUUCAGCAGCCUCCCCAAGACGGCCUCCCUGCCCCGGGACCCCAACCGCAGGGACAACUACAACCAGGCCCAGAUCCCCAAAACAGUGGGUCUGCAGAGCGUGUACGAGAAGGUGCUGCACAGAGAGUUCGACUACGUCAUGGUCUCGUCACCGCAGCCCGUGAGGGCCCAGGAGAUCAGUGACAUAACCAUCCCUGUUUACACCCCCACCCCGACACACUGCCCCAACAACGAGGCCUGAACUAGCACUCUCAACAGCAAUGUAAAGUUUAUUUAAUUUAUGAAUCAUUG
This is a messenger RNA of Solea solea (common sole), 3443 nucleotides long. RefSeq names its product protocadherin-8-like. Bases 352 to 3393 code for a protein of 1013 amino acids. Gene Ontology annotation, biological process: homophilic cell-cell adhesion. Gene Ontology annotation, cellular component: plasma membrane. The record is from RefSeq and is a predicted model, not a curated record. Lineage: Eukaryota; Metazoa; Chordata; Actinopteri; Pleuronectiformes; Soleidae. Gene Ontology annotation, molecular function: calcium ion binding. The transcript is spliced from 3 exons.